Molecule: messenger RNA, 958 nt
Organism: Chiroxiphia lanceolata (lance-tailed manakin)
Lineage: Eukaryota; Metazoa; Chordata; Aves; Passeriformes; Pipridae
Product: G protein-activated inward rectifier potassium channel 2-like
Exons: 2
Coding region: 296-619 (107 amino acids)
Biological process (GO): potassium ion import across plasma membrane; regulation of monoatomic ion transmembrane transport
Cellular component (GO): plasma membrane
Molecular function (GO): G-protein activated inward rectifier potassium channel activity
Source: RefSeq, a predicted model, not a curated record
UUGUCCCCCUGGGCACACCCGGGCUAGUGUCCAGCCUCUGUCACCAGCACCCCCAGGGCCUUUCCUAAUCCUUUCCAGCCCCUCUGUCCCAGCCUGGAGCUGCAGGGGGUUGUUGUCACCUAAGGACAGGACCAAGAGCUCUUUGAGCUGCCACAUUCCCCUCCCUCCAUCAUUUUGUGGGGGAAAAGUAUCCUUUAGACUAAAAAUCACACAGGACAUCACACAAGAGGCGAUUUUGUCCCAGGGUUUGUUGUCCUUCCACCCUUCCCACCUGUGAAAGGAAAAGAAAAAUGGGAUGACCUGCCAAGCCCGAAGCUCCUACAUCACGAGCGAGAUCCUCUGGGGUUAUCGCUUCACCCCCGUCCUCACCCUGGAGGACGGGUUUUAUGAGGUUGACUACAACAGUUUUCAUGAAACCUAUGAGACCAACACCCCAGUUUACAGUGCCAAAGAGCUGGCAGAGAUGGCCAGCCGAGCAGAACUGCCCCUCACGUGGUCCGUUUCCAGCAAGCUGGACCAGCACGCGGAGCUGGAAACCGAGGAGGAGGAGAAGAAUCAGGAAGACCAAAAUGAAAGAAACGGUGACGUGGCCAACUUAGAGAGCGAGUCCAAAGUGUAGAACCAACAGAGGCCCAAAGGCCAUGUCACCUCCUUUGUCUUCUCCCUCUUGGCUCUUGGUUUCUUUCUGCGACACGCCUUUAAUUCUUUUUUUUUUCCUUCCUGCGAUUCUCAAUCCCUGGAAAAUAAAUACUCCAGAUGCGAAAUAUCGGCCUACCCGAUUCCGGCUCCAGAGAUUCACAGACUCCGAGGCGUGGGGUAAAGCUGCAAUACCCACUGGGGAUGGUGGAAUCUCCAUCCCCACCCUGGCAGUGACUGCUGGUUCCACCUCUCCGGGGUCAGACACCUCCAGGUUUAUCCACCACAAAAAAACCCACCACAAUUCAAGGGAGAUACAAGC